AUGGCUGACACUCGUAAACGGGAGGCAUCGACACCACCGCCCACACUGCGCAAGUCAAAGAGGGCUCGACUGCUGAAGGAUCUGUAUCGGAAGGUCUCAACCAUUGCUGAGGGUCAGUAUGGCUUGGUCUUCAAGGCUGUCCGCAAGGACAAGGCCGACGCGGCACCUGUGGCCUUGAAGAAGCUCAAGCUGGGGAAUGUGGAGGAAGGCUUUCCCGUCACUGCUCUGCGGGAACUUGCUGCCCUUCGCUCGCUUGAAUCGCCGCAUGUGGUCCGCCUGCUCGAGGUGGUGGUCGGCGAGACCAUGGACGAGGUGUACAUGGUCCUCGAGCAUCAUCCGCUGGAUCUCAAGGUCAUCCUCGACGCCCACGGCGCCGGCGCGUUCACCAGUGCACAGGCCAAGCUGCUUGUCUGGCAACUCUUCUCGGGCCUUGCCUUUCUUCACGCCUCGUGGCUCAUCCAUCGCGACAUCAAGCCAGCCAACCUGCUGUACUCGGCUGACGGGCGGCUGGUCAUUGCCGACUUUGGCCUCGUCCGGCCGUUUGGCGAUCCGCCGCCAGCGGUGCUCACUCCGACGGUGGUCACGCUCUGGUACCGCGCGCCCGAGCUGAUCUUUGGCGAGGCGGCGUACAACACGGCUGUUGACGUGUGGUCGGCUGGCGCUGUCACUGUCGAGCUCCUCACCGGUGAGCCGCUGCUCCGCGCAGACUCGGAGACCGCGUACGUCCAGAAGAUGUGCCUGCUGCUGGGCGCGCCGUCGGAUGCGGUUUGGCCGGGCUUUUCGCUCCUGCCCGGCGGGAGCAAGUAUGUGCUCCCGGCGCAGCGCGACUCGUACCUCGACGAUCGGCUGCCCGACGGAACCUCGCUCGCUGGCCGCCGGCUGAUCAGCAGCAUGCUCACCUACGACCCUGCGGCGCGGCUGACCGCGAGCGACGUGGUGAGCGCCGACUGGUUCGCAGAGGAUCCCGUCAAGGCUGCGCAGUGGUCGAUGCCGUCGUUCCGGGAUCGGUAG
Thecamonas trahens ATCC 50062 is the source of this 1011-nucleotide messenger RNA. Its product is annotated as cmgc/cdk/pitslre protein kinase. Gene Ontology annotation, cellular component: nucleus. The coding region runs from base 1 to 1011 and encodes 336 amino acids. Gene Ontology annotation, molecular function: ATP binding; cyclin-dependent protein serine/threonine kinase activity. Gene Ontology annotation, biological process: protein phosphorylation; regulation of mitotic cell cycle. The record is from RefSeq and is a predicted model, not a curated record. Lineage: Eukaryota; Apusomonadida; Apusomonadidae. The transcript has a single exon.